AUGUUGUUCACCUGGAUAUUGCUCAUCACCAGCGCUAUAGCUGCCGAAUAUGACUAUGUCAUUGUGGGCGGUGGAACAAGUGGGCUGGCAGUAGCCAACAGGCUGUCGGAAGACCCUAAUGUCUCUGUCUUGGUUAUCGAGGCUGGCGAUUCUGUCUACGACAAUCCCAAUGUGACCGACAUCAGUCGUCUCGCCGCGACCUAUGACAGCCCUCUCGAUUGGGCUUUUCCGACCACCGAACAAACCUAUGGCGGACGCCAACAGAUAAUGCGCGCUGGAAAAGCUUUGGGAGGAACGAGCGUCAUGAACGGAGCGGCCUAUGCACGCGCAGAGCCAUCGCAACUCGAUGCUUUCAAAAGGUUUGGGAUCGAUGAAUGGUCAUGGCAUAGUUUGUAUCUAUACUACCUCAAAAGCGAGAGGUUCAACGCCCCCAACCGGACAGAAGUCAGCGCUGGAGCCACAUUUGCUGCCCAGUAUCAUGGUUUUCAUGGUCCGGUCAACGUUGGUUUCAGACCCAUGUCGAAAGGGGAGAAUGACCUGACGGUGGCAAUGAACCGGACCCUCGGUACAAUUGGUUUGCCUUGGAACCCGGAUUUGAACUCGGGGCAUAUGCGAGGAUUCACGCUUCAUCCUUAUACCGUUGAUCCGGAUGAUAUUCGCAGUGAUGCGGCGCGUGCUUAUUACUGGCCGUAUAAGGACCGCCUCAACCUCCAUCUGAAACUGGAUACGUUUGUCACUCGGCUCGUGUGGAGUGAUGAUGAUGGACAUGAUAAACUCAGGUCCGAAGGAAUUGAAGUUUAUGAGAGCAAGCAUGGAAAACGAUAUGCCAUCAACGCUCGAAGAGAGGUUAUCCUAGCAGCUGGGGCGAUGCGAUCACCUGCUCUUCUGGAGCUAUCGGGCGUGGGAAAUCCGAGGAUCCUCGAAAAGAAUGGGAUUCCCUUACGAAUCAACCUACCCGGCGUCGGGGAGAACUUGCAAGACCAGCUCAAUACAUCAGUUGUAGUGUCGACAAAAGUUCCAAUUACUGGGACCAGAACAGUGGCCUUCGCUUCAGCCGAAGAUAUAUUCGGAUCAUCAACUGAAUAUGUCGCCAAAUCCAUUCGAUCGAAGUUACCUCAGUAUGCUAGAGCUACGGCACAACAAAGCAACGGAGCCAUGAGACAGGAGGAUCUCGUCAAGUUGUUCGAGAUUCAACACGAUCUUAUAUUCUCUAAGCAGGUUCCCUCAGCAGAGUUUGUCUUCAUCCCACAGGGUACCCACACGCUCCACACAGGAUACUGGGGUCUUCUACCUUUUGCACGGGGUAACGUGCACAUCUCAUCCCCGGAUCCAUUAUCACCACCGGUGGUAAAUCCAAAUUAUGGGAUGCACGACUGGGAUGUCCAAAUACAAAUCGGCAUGUCCAAGUUCCUCCGACGCAUGUUUCAAACAGGCGAGUUAAAAGACAUUAUUGGUAAUGAAACCAUACCGGGAUUGCAAGUCGUGCCGGAGGAUGCAUCAGAUGAAGAUUGGAAAAUGUGGAUUGGAGAACAAUAUACUCCAAACUACCAUGCCAUUGGGACAACAUCCAUGCUACCCCGCGAGAUGGGUGGCGUAGUAGACAAUCGACUCAAGGUCUACGGGACUGCAAAUGUUCGGGUGGUCGACGCCUCAAUACAGCCACUGCAGUUUUGCAGUCAUCCAAUGGCCAAUCUAUAUGGAAUUGCGGAAUGGGUAUCCGAUAUGAUCAAGGAGGAACAUCGACUCAACACGUAA
Messenger RNA from Aspergillus melleus, 1755 nucleotides. RefSeq names its product GMC family oxidoreductase. The transcript is spliced from 4 exons. The record is from RefSeq and is a predicted model, not a curated record. The coding region runs from base 1 to 1755 and encodes 584 amino acids. Gene Ontology annotation, molecular function: flavin adenine dinucleotide binding; oxidoreductase activity, acting on CH-OH group of donors. Lineage: Eukaryota; Fungi; Ascomycota; Eurotiomycetes; Eurotiales; Aspergillaceae.